AUGCCCAGAGGGCAGAAGAGUAGGCAGCGCAUGCGUGCUAAGCGUUAUCAAGCUCGUGGUCGGAGCCGUGCGGUGCAGGAGGUGAAGGUCGAGGAGGACGUGCAGUCUGCCACUUCUUCUAUUAGUGAUGAGGAUGCUCCCCCUAGUCCUCCCGAUAUCUGUACCCUGGAGCACUUUUGGGAUGAUAUGCCAUCCUGCUCUUCCAACGCAGGUGUUGCCUGUUCAAGCUCCUGUGCAGGUCUUGAUGAAGGUGCUAGUGCAACAUCUGUGAGCAUCUUCUCAGAGGGAUCUAUCACUCAGAGAGUGUGCACAGAUCCCAUUGCCAGGAAGACCCGUAGGCUGGUGCAAUACCUGCUAGAGAAAUAUAAGAGCAAGGAGCGCGUUACUCAGGCAGAUAUGCUAAAAGUUAUUAAAAGGAAGCACAAGCAGCACUUCCCUGAUAUGUUCAGAAAUGCCCGUGCGCGCAUGGAACUGGUCUUUAGUGUUGAGUUGCAGGAGGUGGGCCCCAACAGCCAAUGUUAUACUCUUGUCAGCAAGUUUGGUAAUGUCGAUGCCAAUGCUAGUGGCUGGGUGCCCAAAACUGGACUGGUGAUGACGCUCCUGGGUGUGAUAUUCAUGAAUGGUAACCAUGCCAGUGAGGAAGAAAUGUGGGAUUUCCUGAAUGCAUUUGGAAUCCAGGCUGGGAGGAAGCAUUUAAUCUUUGGGGAACCCCGCAAACUCAUCACCAAAGAUUUGGUGCACGAUGGUUAUCUAGAAUACCGCCAGGUACCUAAUACUAUUCCUGCUCGCUAUGAGUAUCUGUGGGGAUUCAGAGCCCGAGCUGAAAUAACUAAGAUGCGAGUUCUGGAGGUCUUAGCCAAGAUCACUGAUACGGUUCCCAAGGCCUUCCCUCUGUUGUACGAUGAAGCCAUAAGAGAACAGGAGGGAAGAGGGCGAGAUAGAAUUGCAACUGGAGAUAGGUUUCCUCCCUACACCUACUUUUAG
Molecule: messenger RNA, 984 nt
Organism: Perognathus longimembris pacificus (Pacific pocket mouse)
Lineage: Eukaryota; Metazoa; Chordata; Mammalia; Rodentia; Heteromyidae
Product: melanoma-associated antigen B4-like
Exons: 1
Coding region: 1-984 (327 amino acids)
Biological process (GO): negative regulation of transcription by RNA polymerase II
Cellular component (GO): nucleus
Source: RefSeq, a predicted model, not a curated record